AUGUCCGUACAAGAAGUCGAAACUGAGGUGAAAAUAACUCCUACAGAUCCGCUUAUUCUUUCUCCGACGAUUACUAAUAAAAAACAACCGCGUGGAAUUCAUCAAUUUUCCGGUGUUUUCUAUGCUCUGUUUUCGUCCUUUCUCUUCACCUUUUCAACAUUUACAAUCAGACAACUGGGUGUUGACUUACUCGAUGCGUUACUCAUACGUUUUUCGAUUCAACUUCUAUUGACACUCUCAUUUGCGUUACACAAAAAAUACACACUCCUCAGUGGAACAGGUUUACAAGUAUUUCUACAGAUUAUUUGUGCCUUGACUGGUGCCGGUGGUUUCGUUCUCUUUUCUCUUGCUCUACGGUAUGUCGAGCUGUCCAAUGUGAAUACUUUGGGCUACACUCGCGUCGUUUGGACGGUGGUNGAAUAUCUGGUUCUCGAUUUGAUAUUUGGUCAUGGUAAUUACGAUGAUACAAAUUGGAAGCAAGCAUUCGAUAAAUAUUUCAUGCCAUUUCUCAAAUUAAACCCUUUUUCUAAAUCAGAAAAAAAGGAUUAA
Molecule: messenger RNA, 549 nt
Organism: Adineta ricciae
Lineage: Eukaryota; Metazoa; Rotifera; Eurotatoria; Adinetida; Adinetidae
Source: the annotation of a GenBank genome assembly